Messenger RNA from Cladocopium goreaui, 2427 nucleotides. NCBI's taxonomy places the organism in Eukaryota, Dinophyceae, Suessiales, Symbiodiniaceae. The record is from the annotation of a GenBank genome assembly.
AUGUCGCGACAGGAACUUUUAGUCACCAGCAAGUACGAGGAUUUUGUUGCAACAGCUCUGGAGUUCACUGAGCUGCUGCUCAUGGACUUCGGAGGCCUCAUCUCUGAGACGCGUGAGAUCUGCUCCAAGAUCCCUGAGCGGCAGUUGGACCCUGCUCGAGAGCAGCGCUUUAGCAAGUGCAACACGUCAGGGGCAAACUUACCGGAACUGCGGCAAGUUGACGAGCAGCCUCAAGGCUUGGGACCUUGCACGGCCAUGUCUCGGGUGGAAUCAGGUCACAUGAGGCGGCGUGCUGGAAAGGACGCGUCGGAGCAAAAGAUCUCCACGCUGGGCCCAGCUGAUUUGUUUUCGCCACCAGACUUCGUAGCAGUUCUGUGGCCGCUGGCCUUUGGCCUUCACGCCAUGGCGAUGUGUCAAACUAUGGGCUCCUACACCCCAGUGAGGCAGUACACUGGGCCGCCUGCGAUGGUCGGUAGUUACCCCAGUAUGCCUGCUGUGUCCCUGGCGCCAUUUCCAACUGCUUGCUUGGAGGCCGCCAGAUCAUAUAGCCCAGCAAUGGCCACUCCUAUCUCUACUGGAUGCCAUGUGCAAACCGUCCAAACUUUACCUGUGAGACAGUCUUCUGCUGCCAGUCUCGGUGGCAGGGUCACGGGGCCAACCACGCCCAUCCACACCCCUGGACGUGGCGGGAAAGCAGCGACUGCGGCGACGGUGCCGCCCCCUGCGCCACUGCUGGCAGCACAGGCCCAAGAGAUCGACUUCUUGAAGAAGCAGCUCGAGGAGUCGCGUGGCAACGAGACACGCUUACAGGAGGAGUUGGCUGCUGCAAAAUCUGAGAUCAGUCGACUGGCCGAAGCCUUGUGGAAGGAGAAGCAGUUAUAUGCUGCACCCGUGACGACUGAGUCAGUGGACUUGGACUUGCCACGGGAGGUUCCGCGUGCCGUUCCGGUGGCGGCCAGGGGCCCCUUGGUGGAGCGCACGGCGGAGCCAUUUCGCGUGAAAUCCACGGAGCGCCUUGGCCGGGCGGAGAACCGGCGUGGCAGCGAGUCCAGUGAAGCCAACUCAGCCCCGUUGAGUUACCGGAAGCCUCUGAGACGAGGAGCCUCUCCAGUGAUUCGAAGACCAAGUCGAGAUGAGGUUGAAGAGAAACUCAGUGACUACUUGGCCAAUUCGCCACAUUGCAAGCUUGAGUUCUGCCGGUUGAAUCAGGGCUGGUACCAAUAUCGCCAUGGAACCGACAGCUCGGUGCCACAGAAGUGCAUCGAGAUGUCCGUGGUCAAUGGCAAACUAAUGGUGAAGUUGGAGCCAACCUCCCAUGAUCGCGGCUGGUGGCCCCUUUUUCGGAGCCUCAACACUGUGUCUUCGGUCUUGUCCAUCGGUGGCUGCCUCCUGGUCAUUGGGGCGUUUCUGGCCUUCCCAGCCUUGAGGCGCUACUUUGCGCGCUUGGUCCUGUACCUGGCCAUAAGCGACCUGUGGCUUUGCACCUCCUUUCUGAUGGGUGAGUUUGAACGCCCCCACUACACCAAGUGUGUGGUGCAAUCGAUGCUAGGCAUCUUUUUCGGUUUGUCCUCGAUUCUCUGGACGGUGGCCAUUGCAGACUCCAUCCGACGCAUCGUCAUGGCCCGAGAUUUGACCGUGGAAAGCCGGCAUGAAAAGCGACUUCACAUUGGCUGUUGGGGUCUACCGCUGCUGGCCUUGGGCCUGGUCCUGGUCUUGGGUGCCACCGGGCCCAGCGGGAUGAUCUGCUGGAUUGAAAACUCGGCGCUCGGAACCGUCUUGCGUCUUGCGACCUUCUACUUGCCUUUGUGGCUGGCCAUUGCUUACUCCCUCUGGGUCUAUUGGUGCGUCUCCCAACGCCUGAGCCACCUUUUGGAUGAGUCCAGCAACGCGGAUGAAUACGAGGGCACUGCCUUCGAAUACCACAAGGACUUGGAACGGCAGCGGCGAUCGCUGCGGCUGAUGAUGCUCCUACCCCUGAUUCUGGUCUUUUGCUGGUCGCCCAGCUCGCUUCGCAGGUUGUUGGACGUGGUUUUUCCGCACAUGGGCAGAUCCAUCUUGGAUUAUGUGUGUGUCUUCACUGGACCCCUGCAGGGUUUUCUGAACGCCUUGGUCUAUGGCUCUACACCCGCCGUGCGAGAUGCCAUCACAGGCCGCUUCGACCACGGCGCCGCGAAGCUGAAAGGCCUCAAGUCGCAGCUCCGCAUGCUGCGCCGCAAGCGGAAGAAGUUUCAGAACUUCGAGGAUGCCCCUUCGCCGGACGGCGAUGGCGCUUCGGAUGGUGCCUCUGGGCCGGAGCCCACCGUGAUCGGCCGUGAGAUGGAGGAGAGUCCUCCGGCUCUUGCUGGCGUCUUCACCAGCGACACCAAGGAGGCUCAUCUGAAAGGCGGCCUCCAACUGGACGAGGUCACUCCUGUGGUGGCUGGAUAG